This is a messenger RNA of Peniophora sp. CBMAI 1063, 630 nucleotides long. NCBI's taxonomy places the organism in Eukaryota, Fungi, Basidiomycota, Agaricomycetes, Russulales, Peniophoraceae. The record is from the annotation of a GenBank genome assembly.
AUGCCUGCCCCUUUAGUCGACGUGAAUGUCAACGACGACGCGAACCUGCGCCUAUUGAACCAUGUAAACCUCAUGGUGGAUUCCUUCGUCGCCAAUGCAGAUGCGGACGAUCUUCGGGCGACUGUGCGCGCUUUGCUCGCAUCUACAUCGCCGAGCACCGCUGUAGCUUUCACCAAGGCAGCUCGUGCGCGACUCACCAAGACGCACACCGCUCAUGUCGCGCCUGGUAGCCAACUGUUUGCACCAGAUCCAUCUCAUCCUGGGUUCGUAACUCCAGGUCCGGACAUCACGGACGUCCUUAGGCAUGCGCGCGCACUAUACGGCUCGGGCCUGGGCCUUGCGGGUUUCGAACUACUCUUGGAGGUUGUGCAAGCCACUCGCGGCCUCCGCUGGGCGGAGAAUGGUCCAACUGGGGACUUGCUUGCCGUCAUCGACGCGGACUGCUGCCAGGCCAUACAGAGUGCCAAGGAGGAGAUAGACGGUGGACGCGCGGGCCACCCUGAUCGCGUGCGCGCUACCAUUGCUCGAGCAAGAGUUGUCCUCGGACAGAGCGCAAAGGAUGUCGCCACUUGGUCUUCCGACUUUCCCUUCGAGCGAGCGUUAACCAGUAUAGAAGUAUGGAAAGUCUGA